AUGGUCGACGACGCUGGCGACUCCGAGGCCCGCGGGGACAGGCUGCUGGGGUUCCCGCUUCCCUCGCCACGGGUUCGCAUCCGGCCGUGGUGGUUUCCUGCGCAGGAUUUGAGGAAUCCGCUGGUGUUCUUCCUGGAGGCGUGGCUGGCCGACUCGAUCUUUGGCCCAGACCGAGCCUUGGUUCCAGAAAUGGAGUGGAUGAGCCAGGCCCUGCUGAUGGUGGACGCUGUUGACGCUAGAAACCUGGUCGAAGUCACCGUUUUCGCGCGGCCGGCAGUCCAGCGUCAGGUGAAGAGCGUGCUUCUGAGCCAGGCGUCAGUGCACCGGGAGCAUCGCGCCCGAGCUGAGAAGAUGGAACAACUCGAGGAAUUCCUGAAGGCCCAGGCACCGGGUCCCCACGUGCCCCAGCAUCCUGUUGCAUGA
This is a messenger RNA of Budorcas taxicolor (takin), 423 nucleotides long. It is a transcript of the gene DPPA5, whose product is annotated as developmental pluripotency associated 5. The record is from RefSeq and is a predicted model, not a curated record. Bases 1 to 423 code for a protein of 140 amino acids. The transcript has 3 exons. Gene Ontology annotation, molecular function: RNA binding. Gene Ontology annotation, biological process: establishment or maintenance of apical/basal cell polarity; embryonic pattern specification. Lineage: Eukaryota; Metazoa; Chordata; Mammalia; Artiodactyla; Bovidae. Gene Ontology annotation, cellular component: apical cortex; protein-containing complex.